AAAGACUACGCAUCAGUAAACCAGCGAGUCCCUGGUAUUGUAGCCAUGACUAUUGUAAUCAAGCGCAAUCUUGUUAUCGCACUGUAUUACUAUUCUCCGCUAGCAGCGAAAUACUUCUUGAAGACCAAACGGCACAAAUCAGCACAACUAUUCGACGUCGCUGAACUGCCCUUCACCCUAACGCAUUCCAACCUCCCCCUCUGAGUCUGGGUUCAUAUGAACCUGUGCUGCUUCAUUUUGUGCUGGUUUAAUUCAAAUUUACGAAGAUUUUUGUGAUGUCUACGAUAUAUGGCUUUGAAUACCCUUGAUAAUCAUUUGUUCAGCGGCUAACUGAUGUUUUCUUUACCUGAUCAACUUGAAGGGCACUGGAUUUCUGAGGGCCGAACGGUUGUCGUCUCAAAUGAUCCCAGUUGGUGGCCCCAGAUCAAUUUGAAUAUCAUUUCCAGCUAUUGGAUGUUUGCUGCCUGCGUUGUGGUAGUAUACGAUUGGGUCUUAACACUCGGACAGGAGAUUGAACUCAUCUGGAGACAACGCUGGUCUCUCAUGACCGUGCUGUAUUUGAUUGUUCAUACGCUAUAUUGGAAUACCGUAUUCUGUUGUUACUCUUCUGGAAUAUAUGCCAUCGGUAUCGCUGACAGAUGCAGCACUAUCACGUACUCCGCAUUAUGUUGGACAAAUGAGGUCGUGACCGGAAUGGUAGGCGUCAUCAUGGUUGCUCGGUUGCAUGCCAUGUAUCAGGGAUCUAGAAAGAUGCUUAUCUUCCUUGUUAUUAUGUUCCUGGUUGUGAACAUCGCCUGCGGAGUGAUCUUGGUGAUAAUACUAAAGCAUACUGUAGGGGAGGAGUUGAUACUCUCUGGCACGUAUGUGUGCAAUUAUGGAAUGAGUGGGGAUGAGCAGCUUCUGUAUUCAAUGAUUUGGAUGCUCAACACUGUUUGGGAGGUCCUCGCACUCUGCCUUUCAGUAUGGAUUGCUGUGAAACAUUUCCGUAACCUGCGACGACUCGGCCGAUCGACAGGAUCGACCAUCGGGGAUUGUUUCAGAGUCCUGAUACAAUUUCACGUUCUCUAUUUUGCAAGCUUUUUCUUUUCUCUUCUGUUUGUUUAUAUCUCUCCAGAAACCUCGAAUCUGAAUGUUUCGAUACUCAGUGGUGAUGUUCCAGUUUUAUUGGUCGUGCAGUUGUUUGUGCUGGGACCACGCCUCAUCCUGAGCGUUCGAGAAUACCACGCCAAACUUACGGCAGACUCCAACACAGAAACUAGCAGGAGUUCGAUUGCCUUCCAGGAGCGUGUACAUGUAUCGACUAGUAGUACUGUGUAG
Suillus plorans is the source of this 1317-nucleotide messenger RNA. RefSeq lists its product as uncharacterized. The record is from RefSeq and is a predicted model, not a curated record. The transcript is spliced from 16 exons. The coding region runs from base 334 to 1317 and encodes 327 amino acids. Lineage: Eukaryota; Fungi; Basidiomycota; Agaricomycetes; Boletales; Suillaceae.